This is a messenger RNA of Sclerotinia sclerotiorum 1980 UF-70, 738 nucleotides long. RefSeq lists its product as hypothetical. Gene Ontology annotation, molecular function: cholestenol delta-isomerase activity. Bases 1 to 738 code for a protein of 245 amino acids. Lineage: Eukaryota; Fungi; Ascomycota; Leotiomycetes; Helotiales; Sclerotiniaceae. The transcript has 2 exons. The record is from RefSeq and is a predicted model, not a curated record. Gene Ontology annotation, biological process: sterol metabolic process. Gene Ontology annotation, cellular component: membrane; endoplasmic reticulum.
AUGUCCUUAAUAAUGGAGCACAUAGACCAAACUACCAUUCUCUCCCUCCUCGGCGUUGUCGCCAUUCUCCUCUCCUCCUACAUACUCUCUAUCCGCGUCCUAAGUCCUAGCAUCCCCUCCUCCCUCCGUAUCCUCUUCAUCUGGCAUUUCUUUGAUUUUCUCAUUCACACCAUCUUCGAAGGUUCAUUUCUCUACAACUGUUUUUUCUCCAGCGUUCCCUUCGAUUCGUCGAUUGCUCAUCCCGUCGCUCUUACCAAUUUCCUGGGCACGAGUCAAUUUGUCUAUGGAGCCCAGUAUGCGGAUAAUUGGGCGAGUAAAUUGUGGAUGGUUUAUGCGCAGGCGGAUAAGAGAUGGGCGGGUGCGGAUCUCACAGUCGUGAGUUUGGAAUUGUUGACGGUGCUUGGGGCUGGUCCUUUGGCGCUUUGGAUUUGUUGGGGCAUUGUGAGGAAGGAUUGGAGGGUUAAUUUUUGGAUGGUGGUGCUUGCUACGGGGGAAUUGUAUGGUGGUUUCAUGACGUUCGCGCCCGAAUGGUUAACGGGAAAUCAAAAUUUAAACACCAGUAACUUUAUGUUUAAAUGGGUGUACUUGGUAUUUUUCAAUAUGCUGUGGGUUUUCUUGCCAAUAUAUGCAAUGUAUGUUGCAUUUUACGAUAUUGGGAAUGCGAUGCAGGUGAGGAAUAGUGUUAUCAGCGCCAGGGUUGAGAUUAUGAAGAACCAGAAACAAGCGAAGAAGAAUUGA